AUGCCGACUUCACCAUUGCCAUCGGGGAAUACGCCUUCAGGACGCAGGAAUAAAGUGGCCAAAAAUCCUCCACCACGUAAAAAGGCUUGCCAGAACUGUACAACGUCGAAAGUGCGCUGUGGGCUGGAAAAACCGACUUGCUCGCGAUGCGCGUCUCAAGGCCGAGUAUGCGAAUAUCCUGCGGGAAAUCGGGCAUCUGAAGGCACAAACCCGUUGGAAACUACACAUCUCCCAAAUCCCUCAACCCCAACACCGACUAUUCCACCCUCUCAACCUCAACCCGGACCCAUCACCAAUCAACCACCCCCAGCCCCAGCACCACCACCAGACGCAGGCCCCAACCUCGACAUCCCAGACCUUAGCUCCCCAGAUGACAUCGACGGAAUCCGCGACCGAUGGAUGAGGCCGUAUCUCACCGCGCCCCCGGAACGGCCCGAGAUCCCCAAAGUGUAUAACCCAUUUACGCUACAGUAUAUAGCGAGCGUAUUGAGGACGUAUCCGCGACGUAUGCUAAAAGAUGGCGGCGUACCGCCUAUCAUCCAUCCGAUGCAAGUUUCUGGGGCUAUGCCGCGGUCGUUGGCGAAUUGUUAUAGUCUGGUGAGGAUGUGGGAUCAGGCUGUUCCGGGGAGUGAGGAGAUGGUGGUUGAUGUUGUGAGGAAGGAGAUGGAUAGGCUUGUUACUACGGAAAACUCGACAGAUCCUGAGCUUGUAGCUGCCUUUCAAGCAUAUCUCAUCUACGCGAUCAUGAUGUACUUUUCGCCAAUCGGAGGCUACACCGUCAUCAACGAGGCAUCCAUCAUAAACCUCAUGGAGCUGGCUUAUCGAACGACCCGCAAAGGAUUAAUCUGCCCAGAAGAAAGAAGUCGUACUCGACCACGCUGGGAAUCGUGGAUUACCGUCUCUGCCAAACGCCGCGCCGUCUUCACCAUGUAUCUCUUCACCAAUGUAUUCAACGCCGAACAAGGGUUGCAGAAUUAUCUCUCCACGGAAUUGACGGGGAAUCUCCUCCCCGAGGGUCGGGAAGUGUGGGAAGCGAGAGAUAGAGAAACGUGGGAGAAAGAAUACGAUUACCAUCUAUCAGUAUGGGGGAAGGACGGCAUGAUCGAGAUAUCAGAACUCUGGCGAUCAGAAGAGACAGGAACACCAGAAAGACGGAAACGAGUGGAUCGGUGGGUUCAGACGGUGGAUGAAUUCGGGAUGAUGCUGUUUGCUGUCUGUGUUCAUAUCCAUGGAUGUUAG
Molecule: messenger RNA, 1239 nt
Organism: Aspergillus wentii DTO 134E9
Lineage: Eukaryota; Fungi; Ascomycota; Eurotiomycetes; Eurotiales; Aspergillaceae
Product: Zn(II)2Cys6 transcription factor domain-containing protein
Exons: 3
Coding region: 1-1239 (412 amino acids)
Biological process (GO): regulation of DNA-templated transcription
Molecular function (GO): zinc ion binding; DNA-binding transcription factor activity, RNA polymerase II-specific
Source: RefSeq, a predicted model, not a curated record